AUGCCAGGCAUUGCCACGGUUUACCCUGAUGGCACGCCUGGCAGUCCAGUCAUGUGGUUGCUGCGCACAAACACGGCAGAACUUCGAUACUUCAACAGCCCACACGAUGUCAAAUCUUACGCGAUUCUGUCGCACGUCUGGCAGGAGCACGAACAGUCCUUCCAAGAUCUUCAGGCGCUCCACACGCAGCUCGCGUCCACCGGCCAGGCCGAUAUACUGCGUUCGCACGUCUCUGACAAGAUCAGGGAGUGCUGCGCGCUCGCGGAGUCGCAUGGGUACGAAUGGCUCUGGAUCGACACCUGCUGUAUCGACCGUUCUAGCAGUGCCGAGCUCUCCGAGGCGAUCAACUCCAUGUACGAGUGGUAUGCGCAGGCGCAGGUCUGCUACGCAUAUCUUCAUGACGUACCCCGUAUCGAUGACUUCCACGCCCGCGACUUGGCAAUACGACACAGCAAGUGGUUUACACGGGGCUGGACGCUGCAGGAGCUCAUCGCUCCCCGGAGCCUCCUGUUCGUUGCGCAGGACUGGACGAUGAUCGGCACCAAAGCGAGCCUAGCGUCCCUCCUCGAAGGCAUUACCGGGGUCGAUGCGGAUGUGUUGACGUUCCGCCGCGAGCUAGGCGACGUGAGCGUCGCGCGGCGGAUGUGGUGGGCUUCAGCGAGGAAAACGACGCGCAUAGAAGACGAAGCAUACUGCCUUAUGGGUAUCUUUGGCGUGCACAUAGCGACCAUAUACGGCGAAGGGCGCCGGGCGUUCCAGCGCCUCCAGGAGGAGAUCCUGCGGCGGACGUCCGACCAAACCCUGUUCGCAUGGGGAAACGUCCUACCCAUUCGCACCGUUCCAUUCCAGGAGCAGAUGGUUUAUAGCGACGAUCAUAAUUACAGCUACAUGUUUGCCCCCUCCCCGGAAGCCUUCGCGGCCUCUGGCAAAAUGAUCCCCGUUCCCAUGAACGUCGCAGUGGAGAAUACCGUCAAUGUGCUAGGUAUCACCCACCGUGCACUGGAAUCCUCCCAGGAUGCUACGCAGCCCAAAGCCGCGCACCCAGACCACAGCCACACGUGGAAUAUACCGCUGCCAGACUUCACGGUCACAAGCCAUGGCGUGCGCGCGCACCUGCUCGUCAUCGAAAGUCCCGCCAAGUUGGACCAGUCUACGCUCGCCAUAGUUUUGCUCGCAUGUCAGGACACCGCGACGGGUGCGUUCGUCGGCCUACUCCUUCGUCACCGCGUCGACGAUGAAAUCGGAUUGCGUUGGCCGCGCUACCACGUCGGGGUGACCCUACGCUUGCACCCCGGGACGCGCACCCGCUUCCGCCUCGGGCGGGUAGACUGGGCGCGGCACGCACUCUCGUUCAAGAGCAGCGGGAUCACCGCGAGAUGGCAGCGCCUCUACAUCGCGUUCCGCCCUCCGUCGCGCGCGCCCCUGCUGGAGAAGGCGCGCACAGACGCUGCAUUCAAACUCCUCUUCCCGCGCUGGAUGGAGGUCGAGCUCGAGAAGGAGGGCUUCAGGCGGGACACGCGACUGUCGACUGCGUGCGGGGAGGCGGAGCGGAUCGGCCAGGGUGCGCUUGCGACAUUCACGUUCAGGCAUGAGCGCCUGCCGGAGGCGUUUAGGAUCUACGUUGGGUUGUGCAAGAAGACGCCGUGGGCCACUGCAGCCUUCCUCGGUGACACCCUGUUAUCAAAACGAUAG
This is a messenger RNA of Trametes versicolor FP-101664 SS1, 1692 nucleotides long. Its product is annotated as HET-domain-containing protein. The record is from RefSeq and is a predicted model, not a curated record. NCBI's taxonomy places the organism in Eukaryota, Fungi, Basidiomycota, Agaricomycetes, Polyporales, Polyporaceae. The transcript has 3 exons. Bases 1 to 1692 code for a protein of 563 amino acids.